This is a messenger RNA of Oppia nitens, 2352 nucleotides long. Its product is annotated as ATP-binding cassette sub-family G member 1-like. The transcript is spliced from 5 exons. Gene Ontology annotation, cellular component: plasma membrane. Gene Ontology annotation, molecular function: ABC-type transporter activity; ATP binding; ATP hydrolysis activity. The record is from RefSeq and is a predicted model, not a curated record. Bases 1 to 2352 code for a protein of 783 amino acids. Lineage: Eukaryota; Metazoa; Arthropoda; Arachnida; Sarcoptiformes; Oppiidae.
AUGUCAACUAAUGCACCGGUAGUUAGCGUAGAGACCACUAGUAGUAGUGGUGCACCGUCUGUGCCGUUAUCACGGGAUGAACAACAAGCUGAUGAUAGUAACGAUGCUAUAGUGCCGGCACCGACUACUGCUACUGCUACUACUGAAACUGAUGAUAAUCAAGAAAUAGUUGCCAACAGUGGUAAUCAUCGCAAGUUUAGCAACAGAGUGUUUCCUCAGAAGUUACCGCCGAUUCCCAAAAGGUUUAAGAAAAUGUCGGCUAAAUCAAGCAAAUCAGUAGUUAAGUUUUCAUCAAAAGUCAAGACUCGGUCCAUUAUAACGAGCGAAGGCUUUCAAGUUGUUUGGCAUAACCUGUCAUUUAUGGUCGAAAAGCCGUCAUUUUUUGGCAUCAGAUGCGGCAAAAAAUCAAAGUCGCCGUCAGUAAGAGUCAUAUUGAAAUGUCUGAGCGGUUCGUUCAAGAGUUCAGAGCUGACAGCCGUUAUGGGACCAUCGGGUGCGGGAAAGUCUACACUACUAUCGUGUGUCUGUGGCAAACAAAAACAGGGUGUUUCCGGUGAUAUACGUAUUGUUGGCUGCGAUCGCAUCAAAGUUGCUAUCAUUUCACAGAACGACUACUUGACCGACAAGUUUACAUUAAGAGAGGCUCUUCUGUUUGCGUCCAAAACGAAAAACACCGAUAGAAAAGUAGAUCACGAAGAAGUGGUCAACAAUGUGGUCAAUGCCUUGUCGUUAGAGUCUGUAUUUGAUACCCGAUUGGGCCGAUGCAGUGGAGGACAGAGACGGCGCGUAUCAAUAGCACUGGAACUGGUGUCCAAUCCAAACAUCCUGAUUCUGGAUGAGCCCACCUCCGGUUUGGAUAGUGUUUCGUGUUUACAGAUAAUCGAAAAUCUGCGCGAUUUGACACAACACAAGAAAAAUCCGAUGGCCAUUGUGGCCACAAUACACCAGCCGAGCGCACGGGUGUUCAAUAUGUUUCACAAUAUAUAUGUCAUCUCACACAACGGCCAAUGCAUAUAUCACGGACCUCCAGAUAAUCUGGUGCAUCACAUGUCAUAUGUGAAUCUAACGGUUCCUCUCUAUCAUAAUCCGGCCGACUAUAUAGUGGAGAUAGCAUCGGGUGAGCACGGGGAGGAAAGUAUCACCCGUUUAGCCACUUAUCGCAAAGAAUCGUUAAAUAGGGAGAUAAACAUUGAUAAUAAUGUCGACGGACAGACUGUUUCGUCACAUAAAUUGUCGAAAAUGUCGCAAAAAUACAAGUUUCCUAUACUAUUGCACACUUACCUGUUGACCAAACGGUCGUUCUUAUUGCUUAUUCGUGAACCACAUCUGUCAUGGAUCAGGUUCUCGAUGGCCAUCUCAUCGUCACUGUUAUUGAGUCUUAUAUUCAGUUCAGAUGUCGAUAGCGCCGAGGGCUGUCCGCCCCGUAAGGAAAAGCUAUACAGCGAUAAUCCGACCAAUAUUUACACUAAUUAUGAAACACAACAAAAACUAAUUGAAUCAAAUGUGGGCUCACUUUUCUUCAAUACGGUAUAUCUAUUGUACAAUGGGGUACUUCCUAUGCUUAUGACAUUUACCAAUGAAUUUAAUUGUCUCACCAAACACUAUACCAAUGGCUGGUACUCUACUGUCACAUAUUUUAUAUCAAAAUUAAUUACGGAUAUACCUGUCAUUAUGAUUUGCGUUUUCUUAUACCUGUCCAUUUGGUACUAUCUGACUGAUCAGAUUGAAGAACUCUGGAGAUAUCUAAUGGUUUUGGUAAUCGGUAUAUUAGUGGUACUGAACGGUCAGAGUCAGGGCAUGAUCUGUAGCGCCAUAUUUUCAAGAGAUCCCGUCAAAGCCUCCUACUUAAGUAUCAUCACAACGACGCCAUUCUUUCUAAUGAGCGGUUAUCUGGUGCGCACCCGACGUAUGCCUCACUAUUUGCGUCCACUGACAUACCUGUCGUAUACUAAAUAUGGUUUCGAGUCUUUUGUUAUAACUUUGUACGGUUUCAACCGAUGCUGGUAUCCCGAGACCACAAACCAAACACUGGUACAGCCGUCGUGGCUCAGGUUCAUGAAGGUUAUGGUUGCAUCAAUUGGCGAACACAAUGCAAACGAUGAAGAUCUUGAUUUUGUUAACGAAGAUGGAGAUUCCGAUGAGGACAGGGCUACCAACGAUAUAUUGGCCAUGUUUUCCGGUCAACGGGUCACCACAACCAGUGAGCAUAAGUAUCAAUCGAUGGUUAUGUCACAGUUUGAGCUCAACGAUGAUAUGCUUUUGUCAAACUUGAUAUCAUUGUCUGUCUAUACGAUUGUGUAUAUGAUUAUCGCUUAUUUUGUGUUAUUACGACAAUUACGGAAAAGUGCUUAA